This is a messenger RNA of Didymella exigua CBS 183.55, 654 nucleotides long. Its product is annotated as oligoribonuclease. Bases 22 to 606 code for a protein of 194 amino acids. Gene Ontology annotation, molecular function: 3'-5'-RNA exonuclease activity; nucleic acid binding. The record is from RefSeq and is a predicted model, not a curated record. The transcript has 2 exons. NCBI's taxonomy places the organism in Eukaryota, Fungi, Ascomycota, Dothideomycetes, Pleosporales, Didymellaceae. Gene Ontology annotation, cellular component: mitochondrion.
CUAACACUUGAAAAUCACAGAAUGGCAUCAGUCUCGAAACAGCCCUUGGUAUGGAUAGACUGCGAGAUGACCGGUUUGGACACCAGCAAAGACACCAUCAUGUCUCUUGCCGCGUUUGUCACCGAUGCAGACCUGAACAUUCUCGACGAGGAGGGCUAUGAGGCCAUUAUUCACCACGAAAAAGAACAACUUGAUCAAAUGGGCGAGUGGUGCACAAGGCAUCACGGCGAUUCUGGCCUGACGCAAGCUUGCCUCGAUUCCAGCACGACUGCAGAGGCGGCUGCCGAGGGCUUGCUACAGUACAUCAAGAGGUUUGCGCCCGAACGCCGCACUGCACUCAUCGCUGGCAACUCAAUCCACGCGGACAGAGGGUUUCUUGUGCUGCCUCCGUACAAGCCAGUCAUCGAUCACCUCCACUACAGGAUUUUCGACGUCAGCAGCAUAAAGGAAGCUGCACGAAGGUGGGCGCCAAAGGAGGUCUUGAAAAAGAUUCCACGGAAACAGAUGCUUCACGAGGCUCGAGCAGAUAUCCUGGAAAGUAUUGAAGAGGCAAGGUACUAUCGCGAAGCGUUUUUCAUCAAGAAGGAACCAGAAUCAACGAAGUAAACCAAUGAAAGAAUCCGACCAGUCUAUCACUUGAGCGUCACGAUUAUC